CAUCGGCUGCGUUCGAUCGCUGCGGCGCCAUUCCGCUGCAACUUCGCAUCGCUGCGCCUUGUCAGCGAGUCACGCGUGCUCGCGCGCCCCCUACACGGAGAGCGCCAAGACCCCCCAAAGCUUGCUCGCGCGCCCUGGUUCGACAGAGCGCCCAAGAUCCAAGCUUCAGCAGCAAAUAUGAAACGCGCGGCGCCCGGCGACGAGGGAAAUGACGCCGCAAAAGGCUUGUUGCCCGAGGGCGACGACUGGAUGGAACGGAUGCCCGAGGCGCUCCGGAAACAGAUGCAACAAAUGCUCGACAUGUACCUAGGCGCGGGCAUCAUCAUGACGAAGGAGAAGUUCCUGGCAAUGGCCUCGCAAGGCGCGGAGCACAUGGGCCGCACGUGCCUCCUGACGCUGAUCCGCUCGCCGGCCGAGGAGUUCGACGCCGUCGAGGACGGCGUCCUAGAGAAGAUAUCCAAGAUGUCGCCGCAGGAGGCCACGAAUAUGUUGCCGCACGCGGGGCGCGCCUGUUGCGGCCCCGUGCUCGAGGCGCUCAUCCGCCAGGGCGCGGACCUGAAUAGUUUCAACUUUCAGCGCGGGGCCCUGACGGCCGGCGGCGCGCCCUUUGCUAUAGUCGCAAAAAAGGCCAGGCCGCGCCUCUUACAGCUGAUGCUGGAGGCAGGUGGAGCUGAUCCCAACGCGAUCGAUUCGAUGGGCUGGUCGGCGCUGCACAUCCUCGCUCUGGCCGCCUCGGACAGAGGAGGUACGACGGAGGACUGGCAGCGAACAUUGAAAAGCGACCGCGAAACGGCCGAGGCCACCCGCGUGCGGCAGCACGGCGACGUGAUUGAGUGCGUGCGCGUCAUGCUCGAGGCUGGCGCCGACCCGACGCUCCAGACGUCGCGGCAGGCGCUGAACGGUGCAGAAAUCAAAUUUGAGGCCUCUAUCACCGACGUUUUCGCAGGCGAUGAUGACGGACCGCAUCUACAAGGAACGGUUCUUCCCCCACGAGCUCCUCGCCGACGCGAACGGCGCGCCCGCGACGGAUGACAGAAGCGAGACCAUCAGAGGCAUGCUCCUGGACGCCAUCGCCGAGCGAGGCGGGUUACCGUCGCAGCGCGCUCAAGACCUGGCGGCCGCCCGGCAACGCGCGGCGCAUCGCGAGGCCGUGACGGACGCGGCCCAACAAGGCGGCGAUCCGAUUCAACGCGCGGGGUGCAAUGCGAUGAUGAGCCAUCCCUCGUCGCGGAUGCAAGUGCAGGCGCUCAAGCUGGACGAGGCGGAAGCGCGGGCCCGCAUGAAGAAGAGCGGCCGCGCGCGCGUGUGCGACUUCUGCAACAAGCGCUCGGAGACCAAGCUCCGCGCGUGCGGCAAGUGCAAGUUCGUCGCCCUGCGGCGUCCUCGUCGUUUCCCUCAACGCCAUCGACGACGAUCUGCUUCCGCGCAGGUCUUCUACUGCGACGCGGCCUGCCAGCGCAAGGCCUGGCCGACGCACAAGAAGGAGUGCGGGAGCGCGCUCGACCGCCUCUGCCUCGCGCUCGAGCGCAACGCGUCGAGGAUCGACACGCAGCACGCGGCCAUACAGAUGCAAGCGAACGAGGCCGACGACGCGCGCCGCGCCGCGCAGAACUGAA
Molecule: messenger RNA, 1616 nt
Organism: Pelagomonas calceolata
Lineage: Eukaryota; Pelagophyceae; Pelagomonadales; Pelagomonadaceae
Source: the annotation of a GenBank genome assembly